UCUUCAUCUGUAUUUUUCGGUAUCUCUUGUUGCAUUUCUUUAUUCUUUCGUUGAGUGCCCGCCCCUGUCUAUCGCUGACAUCAUAGUCGGGAACGCGCCCGGGAGCGCGGAUGUUCAUUUCUUUCCCAGUCUCUGAGAUAUUGAAUCUUCGGUUCUAUUGGGUUGCCGGAGUGGUAGCUCUCCGUGCCCCGUACCCGAGAAAUAGACAGCUUAAUCGUACAAAGAAAAUGGCACAGUGGUACCUCAUGCCUCCUUUCCUCUUCAUCUUGGCUUUUGAUGUUCUGAGCCAGGUUUGUGCUCUGGAAGCUGAUACCAGAGAUAAGAAAAGCACACUGCAGCCACCCGACACCAGCAACAAUCUGAAGAGACAUGAUUCUUGGCCAGACCUGCCCAGACCAGGCCGCAAACAUGGCAUACAGAGGAAGGACAAAGCCAACACUAUGGUGACCAGAGUGAUGGAGGGAGACAGACCAGAUGAAGAUGGUGUAGGACUGGAGAGUCUGACACCAGUGCGUGUGGAGACAGACAGUCUAGAAAGAGCAGCCAUGCUGGAGGAGGGAGCUGUGGAUCAGAGUGGCCAGUUUUAUCCCCGAGAACUAGAAAAUUACCGCACAGUGGAAUCUUCAAAUAAAGGGAAAAAACACAACAGAGAUCAGAAGAAACAAAAUCGGAGAGAGCGAGCCCGACACAGCAAGGCAGUCAAAAUAUCAGAAGCUGAGUUAAUCCCAUCCUUAAAGGAUCUAACACAAAGCAAGGUGAUGGAUGACCUUUCCACUAUGCCCCUGCCUAUGUCCAGUGCGAUUGUGACCAGUACAUUGUUGACCACCAUCACAACUGAGGAAGCACCAGCAGUAAAGUCCAAACAGCAAACAAAAGAACAGGCCGGAGCAAGAACUGUCGCCGACGUAAACCCCACUCUCGACAUGACGCUCUUUGAUUGGACAGAUUAUGAAGAUAUGAAGCCAGAUAUGUGGCCUUCAACAAAGAAGAAAGACAAGCGUCGCAGUAAGAAUCUGAGUAAUGGGAACAUCACAUCCCUGGCUGAAGUAGAACCGUGUGAUCAUCACCUCGACUGUCUCCCUGGUUGGUGCUGUGAUCUCCGGCAGCACGUCUGUAAAGCCCAUAACCGUGGCCUCAAUAACAAGUGUUAUGAUGACUGCAUGUGCGCAGAAGGUUUCCGCUGUUAUGCCAAGUUCCACCGGAAUCGGAGAGUGACCCGAAGGCGAGGGCGGUGUGUGGAACCAGAUUCAGUCAAUGUUGAUCAUGGAUCAUUCAUUACGGUCUGAAAGGACUUGACAAAGAAUCUGGUUUAAUUGGUCCAAGCAACCAGUCAAGAAAUAAUCUCAAAGUUAACAGCAGCUAAAAUCUUGAUGAUUCCAACAUAUGCCUAAUAGACCAUGCCACAUUAGAGCUGCCUGAAAUAUAAUCAAUCCCAUAUCAUGCCAUCGACCACCCCAUCCACUGUGAAACUCAUACCCAACACUCCACCACUACAAUAAGUAUUCUUCCUUUUCCCAACAUUGAUCAGUACUAUCCAAGACCCCAUCACUGCAAUCCAAUCAUACCCAAUACUUCGCUGCGACAAUUCUAUUCUCCCACUUGUAAAAUGAUCCCAAAACGCUAUCAGUAUAAUCAAUAUCCAAUGUAUACGGCAAUCAUAACCAAUAUCUCAUCACUCCAAUCAAAUAAACCAAACUCAAACUCUGCUUCCCAUAACUAUAAUCCUAUGCCCUCUCUGGUCCAAUUCAAUAUUUCCCAUUCAUGCCAAAUACUCCAUUAUUGCAAUUCCAUUUUCCUUUUAUACUAUCACUAAUUACCUCAGCACAACAAUCCAAAACUCCUAAUCUUAUUCAAUAUCCUUAAUGCCAAACUAACAUUUCCAUUCAUUCCAACUACCCAGAACCCAAGCACAACAAUGCAACACUCAAUACUAACACCUGCACUUAUACCCAUUACCCAGCACCUAUUAUGACAAUCCAGCAAGCCUUUUUAAAUACUAUCACACCAUCACUACAACUCCAUUUCCCCACUUAUACUCAUGACCUAAUGUCCCAUCAUAGCAAUCCAACAUCCUCUCUUGUAUUCAGUACAGAUUAAUCCCUUAGCCUCUGCUCUUGCCCCACUACCCGAUAAUCUAUCACUACAAUUUAAUAACCUUCAUACAUCACUACUUGUUAUUUUUGAUAGUCUGUUCGUGCCUGUUUUGUCUAAUGUUAAAAUUAACAGUUGUAUGCAAUGUUUUAUAAAAACGAUCUGAGUAUCAUUUAUCAAAAAGGUAGCUAAAACAAACUGCAGUAAUAAUACCUUGAAUCCACUAAUGAUGCAUAACAUUAUGCUGUCAAAACUUACUUCCAAGGAGCCUCACUACAGUAUCCUCAAUCAGCUUCCACCCAAGAGCACCUCCCAUCAGGCAUUGCUCUUCUCCAAAAAACUGCUGCAUCUUUAAUGGUACAAUCACCCUCUGCAUAAACAUCCUCAUUGUAAUAUCGUUGCCAUUUUAAUAGCUUGAGAUACAAAGAGUGCUCUGGGUUACUUUGUCACUUUUUUGUAUCAGUUCAACAAAGGCCCACUAGAGAGCUUUCAUUGUGGCUGCAAUAGAAUCAAGCUUUUAAAGUAAAAUUUGGCUCUGCCUCAGUCCAAACCUGCAAUCAACUAUAAUCGUUGCAUUGUAUGCAGUUAAUCCAGCUGAAACUAUUAGCCUAAUUUUACAUCCUACCCAUUUUGACCAAGCCUCCAGAGAUGCCGUAUCUGCUGGCACCUUUCCCAAAUGACUGUUUGUAAUGUGUGAUCUGGACUUUAUAAUUGAGUAGACUACCUGACUGUGGAAUGCUAUAUUGUUGAGCUCUACCUUGUUCUCAUCUGACAACUGGGGUCCCUGCUGAAUGACAAACACUGGGUUAUCAUCCUCUCCAUAAUCAAAGCAUGCUUGGACCAAGGUGGCGUAGUGAUAAUGGGACUGCACACAUAACAUAAAUCUAUUAAUUCAUGGACCGACAUCAGAUAUCGAUAAUGGUCAUCAUAUUUGUCGAUGUCAUUCCAGGAAGAAAUGCUGCUGCCUUCCCCAGUCUGGUGGCCAAGUGACUUCCAUUUCACAAUAAAUGAUUCACUUAAUGCUUGUGGAAGUGGUCUAACAAAUACUUAGUUAUAGAACAGUCAGAACCAGAAACCAACCACAAUCUCAGCUCAGGCUGAAAUUCAAACAAUAUAAGUGAAAAGCAGAAUUGCCCUUCGCUUUGCUUUUGUUGGUGUUUGAUUGAAGCAUUACACAAAAA
Messenger RNA from Pristis pectinata (smalltooth sawfish), 3272 nucleotides. RefSeq names its product dorsal inhibitory axon guidance protein b (gene draxinb). NCBI's taxonomy places the organism in Eukaryota, Metazoa, Chordata, Chondrichthyes, Rhinopristiformes, Pristidae. Gene Ontology annotation, biological process: Wnt signaling pathway; axon guidance. The coding region runs from base 111 to 1286 and encodes 391 amino acids. The transcript has 7 exons. Gene Ontology annotation, cellular component: extracellular region. The record is from RefSeq and is a predicted model, not a curated record.